Molecule: messenger RNA, 1408 nt
Organism: Scatophagus argus
Lineage: Eukaryota; Metazoa; Chordata; Actinopteri; Scatophagidae
Product: trace amine-associated receptor 13c-like
Exons: 2
Coding region: 434-1408 (324 amino acids)
Biological process (GO): G protein-coupled receptor signaling pathway
Cellular component (GO): membrane
Molecular function (GO): trace-amine receptor activity
Source: RefSeq, a predicted model, not a curated record
CCUGCCUGCCUAUUUGACAUUCUGCAUUGGGGUUCAGCUCUCUGCGUCAGCGAUGCCGCACUUUUCUUGACAGAGGCAUUUUAGUCUUCACAUGCAUCAUUACAUGGAGUUGUCAUCCCAAAGUUGUGGAAAUUUGAGGCAGGUUUUUCAUAUUUUUUUUUUUUCAAUUUGGAGCAGUUUUUUUUAAUACACAGGCUGUCAUCACUAGCUUUGAUCAUGAGCAGAAACCAGCCUUUACAAGAGCUAAUCUCAGGACCUGAUGUAGGUGCAGAUUUUGCCCUGGAGAAGGAGGAGCCUUACUUUGAUAGAAAGAAAAAAGUCAGCUGUAGUAAGGACAAGGGGAUGAAGAGGAGAGGAGUUAAAUCAGCUCUUCAGAGAGGUUUGGUCACAAAGUUGCCAAGGCUUACCAGCCUGUCCACAUUCUUGUUCUCUGAUGAUGGAGACUGAACUCUGCUUUCCACAGCUCUUCAACACCUCUUGUAGGAAGCCAAAACGCCCGCACACUGAGGCUGUACUUAUUUACACACUGCUGGCCUUCAUUUCUCUGCUCACUGCGACUCUCAACCUGCUGGUUGUCAUCUCCAUCACCCAUUUCAAGCAGCUCCACACUCCUACCAACUUCCUCAUCCUCUCCUUGGCAGUCUCAGAUUUCUUCAUGGGCCUCCUGAUGUCCUUUCAGAUUCUCCUCACAGAUGGCUGCUGGGUUCUUGGUGACCGCAUGUGUGCUUUGUUUUGCAUUUUAGAUUUCAUUAGCACUUCUUCCUCAGUAGGAACCAUGGUCCUCAUAUCAGUUGACCGCUAUGUAGCUAUUUGUGACCCUCUUCAUUACUUCACCAAAAUUACUGUGAGAGAAGCAACAAUCUGUAUUUGUCUUUGUUGGGUCUGCUCUGUUCUAUACAACGGUCUCAUAAUGAAGGAGAACUUGAAACAACCAGGCAGGUAUAAUUCCUGCACUGGAGAGUGUGUGGUUGUCAUUAACUACAUUGCAGGUGUUGCUGACCUUAUUUUGACUUUUAUUGGUCCUGUCACUGUCAUCAUAGUUCUGUAUAUGAGAGUAUUUGUUGUGGCUGUGUUUCAGGCUCGUGCCAUGAGGUCUCACAUUACAGCUGUCACACUAUCAGAGACUGUGCCUGCUAGGAAAUCAGAGAUGAAAGCAGCGAGGACUCUUGGCAUCAUUGUUAUUGUGUUUCUGACAUGCCUUUGCCCAUAUUACUGUUCCUCUCUUGUAGGCCAGAACACGUUGUUUAGCAUUACAUCUGUGCCCUUAGAAACCUGGCUCUUCUAUAUUAACUCUUGUUUAAACCCAUUAAUCUAUGCUUUCUGCUAUCCUUGGUUUAGAAAAUCUAUUACACUCAUUGUAACAUUUAAGAUACUCCAGCCUGAGUCUUGUGAGGUCAACAUAUUGUAG